Molecule: messenger RNA, 300 nt
Organism: Ostertagia ostertagi
Lineage: Eukaryota; Metazoa; Nematoda; Chromadorea; Rhabditida; Trichostrongylidae
Source: the annotation of a GenBank genome assembly
AUGAGAAAACAUGCCGUCAGAUGGGCUUCCGAAAGGCAAGUGCAUAGCACAUCCGGAAAGAAUCUAUUGACGCUGAACAUUGCACACUUGUCCUUAAUUUUGAUGGCAGCAUUUCAGGUAGCAUCAUCAACCACUUCAAAAUGCAUAGAAUGGCACGGUGGAGUGGGUUUCACGAAAGAGUAUCCCGUGGAGAAAUUCUAUAGAGAUGCCAAAGCAGGUACCAUCUACGAAGGCACAUCGAAUGUUCAGUUAAAUACGAUCGCCAAGCUGAUUGAUGCCGAGUAUAAGGGCCUCGUUUAG